Molecule: messenger RNA, 648 nt
Organism: Brassica napus (rape)
Lineage: Eukaryota; Viridiplantae; Streptophyta; Magnoliopsida; Brassicales; Brassicaceae
Product: vacuolar protein sorting-associated protein 32 homolog 1-like
Exons: 6
Coding region: 1-648 (215 amino acids)
Biological process (GO): late endosome to vacuole transport via multivesicular body sorting pathway; vesicle budding from membrane
Cellular component (GO): multivesicular body; cytoplasmic side of plasma membrane; ESCRT III complex
Source: RefSeq, a predicted model, not a curated record
AUGUUUACUCGGCUAUUCCGUAAACCAAAGAAGAAGGAGACUGAUACUCUCCAAACACUAGAGAAGCUUAAUGAGACUCUUGACAUGCUAGAGAAGAAGGAAAGUUUGCUUCUAAAGAGAGCUGCUCAAGAGGUUGAGAGAGCAAAGGAGUUCACCCGUGCCAAGAACAAACGAGCGGCUAUGCAAUGUUUGAAAAGGAAGAGGGUCUAUGAGCAACAAGUUGAACAGCUUGGAAAUUACCAGCUCCGUAUUCAUGAUCAAAUGAUUAUGUUAGAAGGUUCUAAAGCAACAACAGAGACUGUAGAUGCUUUGAGGAGUGGUGCCUCUGCGAUGAAAGCUAUGCAGAAAGCAACAAACAUUCACGAUGUUGACAAGACCAUGGAUGAGAUCAAUGAGCAAACCGAUAACAUGCGACAGAUCCAGGACGCUUUGUCUGCUCCAUUUGGAUCUGAUUUCGAUGAGGAUGAAUUGGAAGCAGAACUUGAAGAGCUUGAAAGCGCAGAGCUAGAAGAGGAACUUAUUGAGCCGGUAAUACGACCUGUUCAAAACCUUCCUGAAGGAAAGCAACCGGCUCGUCCUGCAACUCAGAAGAAACAGACCGCUUAUGAAGAUGAACUGGCUGCCUUACAAGCUGAUAUGGCCCUCUAA